Messenger RNA from Amborella trichopoda, 1209 nucleotides. RefSeq lists its product as uncharacterized. Gene Ontology annotation, molecular function: protein binding. The record is from RefSeq and is a predicted model, not a curated record. Gene Ontology annotation, biological process: positive regulation of protein catabolic process; protein ubiquitination. Lineage: Eukaryota; Viridiplantae; Streptophyta; Magnoliopsida; Amborellales; Amborellaceae.
UACACCCCCUUGUUUAAAGGUACCGGAAGUUUUCCAGCGUUUUCACCACUCCAUCUGUGCUAAGGGAGAAGAACCUCUCUCUCCUGUACUAAGAGAGAAGGGUUUGUAACUUUCGGCAGAGGGGGAAGAGAGGGAGAGAAUGGCGGUUCCAAUAAGGAUGAAUGGAAUGCAAGAAGAGGAAGAGGAAGAAGAGGAGGAUGAGGUGGCUCUCUCCAACGAGCAUCAUCAUCUCACUGACGAUCGUAGGGCACUCUGCAAGGCUGCAGAGCUCGGCGAUGUCGACCAGCUUCGCCAUGCUCUUGAUAAUCUCAAUGGCAGCAUUGAUGAUCCUGUGGAGGAUGGGGAUACUGCCCUUCAUUUGACAUGCCUUUAUGGUUUCCUCCCUUGUGUCCAGCUGUUGUUAGAGAGAGGAGCAAACUUGGAGGCCAAGGAUGAAGAGGGGGCGAUUCCGCUUCAUGAUGCUUGUGCAGGAGGAUUCACUGAAAUUGUUCAACUUUUGAUAAAUACUGCUCGAGACUCGGAGGUUGUCAAGAGGAUACUAAACACUACUGAUGAAGAUGGUGACACUCCUCUUCACCAUGCGGCUCGUGGAGAGCACUUGGAAGUGGUGCAGCUCUUAGUUAGGGAAGGGGCUUCUCUCACUGCUGCAAAUGUUUAUGGAAAGGUUCCUGCAGAGCUUUCGGAGCCAGAGACUGAAGUCAGAUGCUUCCUGGCUGCUGCUGCUGCUGCUUGUGCUUUAAAUUCUCACUAGGCUUUCUUGGGUUCUUGGUUUUUCACUGGGCGAUCCAUCAAAUAGUUAUUAGUAUUUAUCAGGUCUCGUGUAUUUGCAUGUCCCCACAUAGUUUUUGACAGCCAUUUAGGUGGUUUGGUGCAUUGGCCAUUUCUUAAGAGCGAAUUAUACAGGUUCCAAAGAUGGUUUGGCUUGUCGGCCAUCUCAAUUACUGGAAUUGUUUUCCAUGAUUUCCCCCAGCUACUUGAGGAAAGGGAAAGUCUGAUUUCAUAAAGUGAAUGAUACGUCCAGGGGUAAAGAGGUCCCAUUUUUAUUCUGAUUUUGGAUGGAGGUUCGCAUAUAGUAAUCGUGGACCGAUGUGGUUUGGUUGUAUCAUGGGAGUGCAGGGGUUUCUUCUAUGUUUUGAGACUUUAAUUUAUAUUUUGGACAGGCCUUUCGAUGUACUCCCGCUGCACUACUGAUUUUACUUCAGAUUAUGG